This is a messenger RNA of Trichomycterus rosablanca, 1345 nucleotides long. RefSeq names its product docking protein 6 (gene dok6). NCBI's taxonomy places the organism in Eukaryota, Metazoa, Chordata, Actinopteri, Siluriformes, Trichomycteridae. The transcript has 8 exons. Bases 1 to 990 code for a protein of 329 amino acids. The record is from RefSeq and is a predicted model, not a curated record. Gene Ontology annotation, cellular component: cytoplasm. Gene Ontology annotation, biological process: Ras protein signal transduction; cell surface receptor protein tyrosine kinase signaling pathway; positive regulation of MAPK cascade.
AUGGCGUCUAAUUUUAACGACGUGGUGAAGCAGGGCUACGUGAGGAUCCGGAGCAGGAAGCUGGGGAUUUUCAGACGAUGUUGGCUUGUGCUGAAGAAAGCCUCGAGUAAAGGACCCCGGCGGUUAGAGAAGUACCCCGACGAAAAGGCUGCGUACUUCAGGAGUUUUCAUAAGGUAACGGAGCUGCAGAACAUCAAGAACGUCACCAGGAUGCCGCGAGAGACCAAGAAACACGCCGUGGUGAUUAUCUUCACCGACGAGACGUCCAAAACCUUCGCCUGUGAUUCGGAACUGGAGGCGGAGGAGUGGUGCAAACUGCUGUGUUUGGAGUGUUUGGGCACUCGGGUUAACGACAUCAGCCUGGGCGAGCCGGAUUUAUUAGCGGCGGGAGUUCAGAGAGAACAGAACGAGAGAUUUAACGUGUACCUGAUGCCCACGCCGAACCUGGACAUCUACGGCGAGUGCACCAUGCAGAUCACGCAGGAGAACAUUUAUCUGUGGGACGUCCAGAACGCCAGGAUCAAACUGGUCACGUGGCCCCUGAGCUCGCUCCGACGGUACGGGCGCGACUCCACCUGCUUCACCUUCGAGUCCGGCAGGAUGUGUGACACGGGCGAAGGGCUCUUCACGUUCCAGACGAGAGAGGGAGAGGUCAUCUACCGGAGAGUCCACGCCGCCACGCUGUCCAUCGCCGAGCAGCACCAACGUAUGAUGCUGGAAAUCGAGAAGAAGUCGCAGACUCUUUCGAGCGUGAACACGUUAAGAAAGUCGGUAUCGUUACCACGAAGCGCCUACUGGCAUCACAUCACCCGUCAGAACAGCGUGGGAGACAUUUACACUUACGGAGGUAUGAAUUCAAUGACGACACCGAUUCCUCGAGCUCAGACCUUCCAGACAUUUCUGACCGAGGAAACAGAGGAAAAGAUCAAGAGAAGCACUGCUCCAUCUACUGAACACACACAGAACUACACGUCUACAACGCACCACUGACAGGAACCAUGAGGAACCAUCUGGAACCCACAGAAACCACCAGUAACCGAGAGGAACCAUCAGGAACUGACAGGAACCACCAGGAACCCACAGAAACCACCAGUAACUGAGAGGAACCAUCAGAAACUGACAGAAACAUGAAUAGAAAUAAAGAAAACCCAUUUCACACUGUUAACACAAUCACUGGGCGUGUACAGAUUGGACCUGAUGUGUAAUUCUGUAGAAUAUUUCAUGUUUAGAUCUGUAAUGAACUGCCUGUAGAGAGGAACGACAUUUAGAAACGUUUUCUACCUUCUAAAGCAACAGACGCCUGAUAUUUUAUUUAUUUGUUCCCAUAUUACCGUAUUUUUUAGAC